AUCCCUUGAGAAGAUGGGAGACAGGCCACCGAAAGUAAUGAGAAAAAGCUCAGCGUGCUUCUUGAGCAGAUGCCGAGGUGUCCUGGUCUUUAUCUUAAUAUAUCGCCCCUCCCCCAGGAUGUUCGGUGGCAGCCCACAAGGUGAUACCAAGAUAUCAUCAGGUGCACCUGCUGCCCAUGACUCUGAGGAACAGAGGAGAAGGACCGAUGGCCCUAUGUUUCUAUAAAUUUCUCACCGUAUGUGUUGUGUUGUCUAUCUGUGUUCAGUCCGUUGGUGUCGGCCAUCUCGUGAUUAUGCCUCAAGGCCAAUCCCCUGGCGAACGAGGGGCUUCGUUUGUUCCCCUUUUGGACGACUGUGGAACCCUCAGGAUGACACCGGCGCAACCAGAGUCGGUCUGGAGAGUGGGAUGUCGAUGCCCUGCAGAACUCCCGGGUUGCUUUUUUUUCUCCUUUCUAGGGGUACUAUCCCAGGUCGGGAGCUGCAAACACACAGGAACCCUACUGACACUUGACACUUGACACUUGACUGUCGGCCGUGACCGUACCCGAGGCCAUGCGACCCGUUUGUUACACUCUCGCCAAAGGGGGCCAAAGGGGGAGAAAAUCGUUCGCCCCUGAGAAGCAAGCCCUAAACAACCCGCUAUCCGGCCGAGGGGAUCAAGCCGCAUCG
Messenger RNA from Aspergillus heteromorphus CBS 117.55, 669 nucleotides. RefSeq lists its product as uncharacterized. Lineage: Eukaryota; Fungi; Ascomycota; Eurotiomycetes; Eurotiales; Aspergillaceae. Bases 177 to 518 code for a protein of 113 amino acids. The record is from RefSeq and is a predicted model, not a curated record. The transcript has 2 exons.